This is a messenger RNA of Rotaria sp. Silwood1, 831 nucleotides long. Lineage: Eukaryota; Metazoa; Rotifera; Eurotatoria; Philodinida; Philodinidae. The record is from the annotation of a GenBank genome assembly.
AUGCAAGUUCACACAAAAUUAGAUAUUCUUGAUUGUCGUCGUAAGUUAAUACGUGCUUAUAAAACAUUGAAACUUACUGGAAUGACAACAAGGAAAGACAUCGAAGCUUUUAUCUUAAAAACAUAUGAAUGUGUAAAGCUUCCAUUUGAUAUUGAAAUUCGUGAUCAAUAUGAUGGCUUUGUCACUUUGGAUGAUAAUUAUAUAGACGACUACAAUCCUUUCAAUCCAAACGCAACCGUAACAACAGGAGUUCAACCAACCAAUUCCGCAACACCAACAUUGAUAUUGCAAGUUAUCUUGUUUAAUUAUACCUAUAAUUCAACUAUCGAACAAGAAUCCGUGAAUACUGUAGAAGGUAUCCAGCAAAAUGAACAUACUCAACAAAUUGAUCAGGUUGUGUCGACUUCAAAAUCACAAACACAUUGUACUAUUUCUUUUCCAAACAAUUCAAAAAUGGCUUUUAUUGAUGAUUUCAAUGUCAAUAGUGAACAAAGAGAUCAAUACAUUUCUGAUGCAAUAAAUGUGGAUACCGGAGAUAUUGUUGGUAAACUUAGUAUGAUUCAAGCUCCAAAAACUUCGAAACAAAAAUAUGGAAGUAGAUUGCCUCGAUUUAAAAAUUCACCUCAAACCAACAGCUUACCUGGAAACACAAACAGUGUAUAUAAUAUUGAUCUUAAUGAUGCAAGUGUUCUUCAACAAAUGAAUACGAAUGGUGACAUACUAAAUAAUGAUCCAUCACUAUAUGAUGCUGCUGACUGUAAUACGAAUUGUCCGUUCUGCGGUACUCCUGGUUAUGAUAUUAUCUGUUGUUACUGUGGUGAAUUCUCAUGA